Harpegnathos saltator (Jerdon's jumping ant) is the source of this 2223-nucleotide messenger RNA. RefSeq lists its product as uncharacterized. Lineage: Eukaryota; Metazoa; Arthropoda; Insecta; Hymenoptera; Formicidae. The record is from RefSeq and is a predicted model, not a curated record. Bases 267 to 890 code for a protein of 207 amino acids. The transcript has 4 exons.
GAGAAAGGAAGAGGAAGAAAUGUGUAACAUUCCCGAACCAUUUUGUUGUUAACACGUUUUAUAGCAUUGUCGACCGUGCGCUCGUCGGGGGACAAAUCCGUCGCACCUUCGAUCUGAACGGCACGUAGCAGUACCUACAACGCCAUCUUGCACUCUCUGGUGCAAAUGUUGGACACACAACGAGGCAAUCGCUGGCGCAAGCUGCGGGCAGCGACCGUGGCUAGCGUCAGUAGUUAGACGUGGCACAUCGUGGAUCGACGCAGGUCAUGGCGCAGUGGAAGCAGGAAGCAAUAUUGAACCUCAUUAACGCGUACCGCUCGCGAAGAUUCCUCUGGGAUCACACGACGUCCGAGUACAACGAUCGGAACAAAAGGUUCGAGGCAUGGAAGGAAAUCGCCGACGAGGUCGGCUUCGACGUGCUGACGGUGGAGAGAAAACUGAAGAGCCUGAAAACUCAUUUCAUGUCGGUUCACAAAGCGUACGCGAAGAGGCGGCUCAAGGCCGAUUUGAAUUCUGACAUCGCCGCCAAGCCCAAGUGGUUCGCUUACGAGGCCAUGACUUUUCUGAUUAAAGGACUCGCGCCGCGAGUUAACCGCGAGGCAGCAAACGCGAAGAAGCAGGUUUCUGUGCCUCUCCCUGAUUGGAAACCGCAGGAAAUUCCGUUAGGUCGUGACGAAUUCACGAUUUUUGCCGAGCACGUCGCCAUCCGGCUGAAAAACAUCACGGACGUGCGCGCGAGGCUGGUCGCGCAGCAUCAGAUAAACAACAUCCUGUUCGAGGCAGAGAUUGGAAAGUAUAACAUGCACACGUACAGUACGUCGAUGAUGGAGAACCUGGCCGAGCCCUCGACGUCCCACGAGGAGAAAAUGAUCAUUCCCGAAGCGGUCUAAUUUAACAUGCUGACUACCGACUACAUGUUACAUCUCUCUGAGCUGACGCGCGCGCUAGGAGAAUUUUCUAUUCCGCGUCGACUCAACUCGCACUUUUCCCUGCGAGAAUGAACUCUUAUCUCACAUAUGACAUUCGCUGAAUUACACAUGUAAUUUCUAAAAUGGCGAUUCCCGAGAGAAGAGCAGUGAGUGUGUUAAUCCGGGCUCCCUCGUGAGGGCGCAACAACCAUUCUCCGUCUCUUCCUCUCGGGUCUUCGUUAAGUUCGUGUAUGCCGAACGGUCCUCGGCUCGCGUCGCUCGUAUAUACUUCAUUCGGUUUUACAGCGCGAACGUUACGACGACAAUAAUUCCUCGUUACUUGUCGGUAUGAUUAUACGACGAAAGUUACGACGAAAGUCCGCGACGACUCGGUCCGCCAAAGGCCGAAGGAGCGUUUCGCGUGUUGGCUGAAUGCGCUCGGCCUGGCCAAUGGCUCUAUUUAUGUGCCUUACGUUUUGCCGGCGUGUCAUAUCCUUCCUCGUUACAACCGCGAAAGCCGCAUCAAAAGCCAGCUUUUGACGGGCGCAGCCAACAUGCUGACAACACGAAACGCUCGUCAGAAAUGUUUCGACGGCGACCAUGGCGGUGUGUGCCAUUUUCAGAUAUUUCAGACGCUCGCUUCGCUCGCGCUCGUUGUGUCGUCCGCUUUCGCGAAUGAGUGUGCGAAUUGAAGCGGAACGUCGGCGCAAAUUAACGACAAAUUCAAAAUUCAGCCGUCACCGUCAGACGUCACCGAUGAGGAAUUGCUGUACGCCGGAAAGAUGACCGCCGCGGCUGUCGCAGUGAGCGCUACGUUUUCAAAACGUAGACGCAGAUUUGGUGAGAUUACUAUUCGUGACGUCGGCAGCUUUGCAAUUCCUUUUCUGAUAAUCGUUCAGACCUUAAUCGUCGACUUGCGCGAUGAAUAAACACGUAGUUGGCCACGAGAAGUACCCGACGAAAGUAUGCUCUCGGUGUUGAAAUAUUUUUACCAACUGAUAUCUGCAUUGACUUUUUGACUGUAUUGACUUUUGUACCUUUUCGUUUUACCUCGAAACAAUGUGUGAUGGGAGUGAGCACUUUAUCGAAAGGCGUUUGCGUGACACAUGUGGCGGUGGUCUUUGACAAAGAACUGUUAUACCAAAAAAGCGUGUGAUUCUUAUAGGUCAGCUCUUCACACAUAUCUCUCUUUUAUUUUUUUUAAUGACAUUUUAACAACAUUUGUCCAUAUUUCAUUGAAUCAACUGCGACGAUUUGUCUGUGCGAUUGAUUGUGGGAAUCACAAUAAACUAAACUGAAGCACAUUAUGACGCAA